This is a messenger RNA of Ilex paraguariensis (yerba mate), 883 nucleotides long. The record is from the annotation of a GenBank genome assembly. Lineage: Eukaryota; Viridiplantae; Streptophyta; Magnoliopsida; Aquifoliales; Aquifoliaceae.
UCUCUCUCUCUCUCUCUCGAAAUUCUUUCGCUAGCUCGCAACUGGCUAACUCUCAGAAAACUCUGGAAGAGACCCAAAACCAGAGGGUGGUGCUCGCCCUAUAUGAAGCCCUAAGCUCACGAGACGUCGACACCAUCCACAAGCUCUUGGCCUCCGAUUUGGAGUGGUGGUUCCAUGGCCCGCCUUCCCACCAGUUUAUGAUGCGCUUGCUCACCGGCACUGCCACCGCCGACGACUCCUUCGAGUUCUUGAACCAAUCUAUUGCCAACGUCGGAUCAACGGUUCUCGUUGAGGGCUACGAUCAAGACCGUUCAAUAUAUUGGGUUCACGCGUGGACUGUCAGUGAUGGGAUAAUUACACAGGUGAGAGAGUAUUUCAAUACUUCUCUGACUGUUACCCUCCUGGGGAACACAGACCAAUCAUCAUCGUCCGAUUUCCCGGCUAUUACGUCACUCCAUUGCCCGUCGGUCUGGGAGAGUAGCGUCUCGAAUCUCGUCGGUAAAUCUAUGCCGGGUCUUGUGCUGGCACUAUAAGCUCUGAUCCUCUCUGCGGCCGGGAGUAGUAUAAGAUUAGUAGUACUUUCUACUUUGAAUAAAACGGUACAAGCCAUUGCAGCGUGUGAUUGCGCAUGGGCUGAAGUACUGUGGUAUCUUGCGUUUGUGCGGCUGUAAUUAGAUUUGGUCUUACUAAGGGUUUGUUUGGCUAUGUCGCCUAUUUAGUUUACUUUCGUCUUUUAUUUUAAGGAGUGUUUGGGAUUUAAAGUGUCUUUGUGUGUUUUUGAGUUUGAGGAGGCCAUUAUGGGGAGACCCUGUUGGUUACAUCCUGACUCAUCUGUUAUAUGGUGUGUUACUUGUGCAAUAAAAAUGCUUUUAUGCCACAUAGC